Messenger RNA from Hyaloperonospora brassicae, 1650 nucleotides. Lineage: Eukaryota; Oomycota; Peronosporomycetes; Peronosporales; Peronosporaceae. The record is from the annotation of a GenBank genome assembly.
AUGCGUCUCGACGUCGCGGCCACAGCCGUGCGCGCGGCCGUGCGCUGCUCCGCCCGGCAGUUGCACGUGGCGCACGCGUCGGCCGCGCUGGAUGUCGCCACCAGUGAGCGCGCGCGUCAGUACCGUCCGUUUCUGCCACUGGCUACAGCCGCUGUCGCUGUCGCUGCAGGCGUCGCGAUCGCCGGAGGAGAAGACGGGGACGACGCACUGUCGGUCGCCAAGUGCGAAGGCCCGGUGAAGCCCGUGAGUCGAGAAGCCGUGACGCAGGCAAUGCUCAAGGAGGUCGUGGCCAAGCUCAACCGCAUCGAGAGCGCCGUGGCGAACCCCCACCGCCACACGGACAGCCUCAAUGCAGGCGUCGACGUGGUCUUGGGGGCUCAAUGGGGCGACGAGGGCAAGGGCAAGCUCGUCGACAGUCUGUCGCAAUCGUACGACGUGAUCGUGCGCGUCGCCGGCGGCUCGAACGCGGGCCACACGAUCGUCCACGAAGGCAGGAAGUACAAGUUCCACCUCGUGCCGUCGGGCAUCUUGAACCCAGAGGCGGUGUGCAUCAUUGGCAAUGGCGUUGUCGUGCACUUGCCGAGCUUCCUGCAAGAGCUUGAGGGGCUGGAGAAAAUGGGCGUGAGCUACCAAGGCCGCAUCCUCAUUUCGGACCGAGCGCACAUGGUGCUCGAUCUGCACCAGGAAGUGGACGGCAUCAACGAGCUCCGUCGAGGCCGGAACAAGAUCGGUACGACCAAGAAGGGCAUCGGUCCGGCGUACUCGUCCAAGAUGCUGCGCAACGGCGUUCGCGUGGGGGACUUGCGCUACUUUGACGAUUUCUCGGAGAAGCUGCGUGACCAGGUCAAGUUUUACAAGGACAAUUACCCCGAGCUCGUGGCGGACGCAGAUGCUGAGAUCAAGGUGUACAGCGACAUGAAAGACAAGAUCUUGAGCAUGACGGUCGACACGGUAGCGUACCUGAACGACGCGUAUGUGUCGGGCAAGAAGAUACUGGUCGAAGGUGCGAAUGCCACCAUGCUGGACAUUGACUUUGGCACGUACCCGUACGUGACGUCAAGCAACCCGAGUAUCGGUAGUGUGUGCACUGGCGGUGGUAUCUCUCCGAACCGCUUGAACGGCAUCAUUGGCAUUGUCAAGGCGUACUGUACGCGUGUUGGGGAAGGACCGUUUCCGACCGAACUGCACGAUGAGGUGGGCAACCACCUGGGUACGGUCGGCGCCGAGUUUGGUACGACAACGGGUCGCGCGCGUCGGUGUGGCUGGCUGGAUAUUCCUCAGAUGCGGUACUCGAAUAUGGUGAAUGGCUUCACGGAGCUGAACCUGACCAAGCUCGACGUGCUGACUGGUCUGAAGAAGGUGAAGAUUGGUGUUGCAUACUGGCACAAGGGCAAGAAGUUGGAUGGCAUGCCGUCGAAUUUGCAGCUGCUGGAAAACUCAGUCGUGGAGUACGAGGAACUGGAUGGCUGGGCGGAGGAUAUCUCGAAGUGCAAGACGUUUGCAGAGUUGCCGGAAGCUGCGAAGAAGUACGUGUUGCGCGUGGAGGAGCUCUUGGGCACGCACAUCAAGUGGAUUGGCGUGGGUCCGGAUCGCUUUGACGUGAUCACGCGUCCCCACCCACUCGAGAAGACUUACACUGCCAGCAACUAG